AUGGCUGAAGCAGAGCGAAUUCGUAACGAUAGGCCUAUCAUGCGUGUGAGUAAUGACCCAAAAGACCCACCGGCCCUUACACCAAAUAGGCUUCUGCUAAUGAGAUCGAAUGCCUGCCUUCCGAGAGUGAUGUUCAAGAAGGAAGAUUCUUACUCACUAAAGAGCAAGAGCAUCACCAAGAACCAUAGCAUUAUAUUUGACUUGGAGAGACUGAAAGAUCCAGAGAUAGCAGAGGCUUUGAAGAAAAAGUACGAACCCUGUGAUGACAUGAGCGUUUUUAUGAAGAAAAUUCUUCAGUCGGAGAAUAUGUAUACAUACCUAUCCUCUGCAGACAGAGUUGAGAAUCAAUGCAUUCUCCGACGAGUGGGCAGGUUUAUCAUCGAUAGUAUAAAUAUUGACCAGGAAAACCCAUAUGGCCAAGGCAGCGUAACAAAUGACGUCGACAUCAAGAAAACAGAGAACGCCCUGCAUUUGUUUAUAUAUGCAAUUUUGUUUGAAAGUGAAGAGAAGGCACAAACGAGGUUAAGUGACUGCGAUGAUCCGAUAGGUGCAGCAUUGAUUGCAAGUUCGCUGCUAAAGACAAUUUCCAAAUUGGCAAACAGGGAUGCGGAAUUGGACUUGGCAACCAAUGUGCUGAAAAACGCCAGGGAGUACGAACAAAAAGCAUGCGACAUGUUGAGUACAUAUUUCCAUCGCAAUCGGACAGGUGCCUACACGUUCCUUAUUCACAAGUUUCAUGAACCGUUUAGCUCAAUCAACGCAUUGGAAUUGGCCAACGCCAACCACUUGAAGAACUUUAUGGCACACACAUGUUGUCAAACUAAACUCAACGCGGUCUGGAGAGGGAAAAUGGCGACAUAUACUCCGUGGUGGCAGAUCGUGAUCGCCCUUUUUCUUCCUAUCUUUGUGAAAACAAUCAAGUUUACGCCUGAGAAAUCUCAGGAUGCAGGCGACAGCUUUGGCACAUUUGAUGAUUUGUAUCACUUGUAUACUGCUCCUAUAUCGGUAUUUGCAACAAAUACUAUAUCGUUUCUGAUUUUCGUGGGACUGUGUUCAUACUUCGUGCUUGUGGAGUUGGAAGUACGUGUCACUCUUUUAGAGUAUGUUAUCUGGGGCUGGGCAUUGACGUUACUGUUCGAAGAGUUCAGACAGUUAAUCAGCAGUGAUGGGAGCAUAGCAAGAAAACUCCGAUACUGGUUUGCUUCUUACUGGAACCAAUACGACUUGGCUAUGUUCAUUGUUGGUGUUGCUGCUAUUAUUGUGAGAUUGACUGUAAAUGGGGAUGACGAAUUCGACUCUGUUCGAUAUUUGUAUAGUAUAACAGUGGCAAUGUUUUACGUACGCUCUCUGCAGAGCUUCCUCGUAGAAGAGAACUUAGGGCCGAAAAUUAUCAUGCUAGGAAAGAUGAUUAUCGAUCUGAUAGUGUUCGUGCGUGUGUUCCUGAUAUUCGUUCUUAGCUUCGGGAUCAUGUACACUGCAAAUCUUUUUCCAAACUCACGACUAUCGCUACAACUUUUGAAAAGGAUCUUCUACGUGCCAUACUGGCAGAUUUAUGGGGAAAAUUUCUUAGAAUUCCUUGAAGGUGAUGAUAAUGGUUGCACCAGAAAUGAAAGUGUUUGGCGUGAUACUGGUGAUAUGAGAUGCCCUGAAUCCAAUGUCCUGGUCCCAGUUCUGGGAGGAUUGUACAUGUUUCUGACAAACAUUCUUUUGAUCAACCUCUUGAUUGCUAUGUUCAGGUAA
Molecule: messenger RNA, 1740 nt
Organism: Dreissena polymorpha
Lineage: Eukaryota; Metazoa; Mollusca; Bivalvia; Myida; Dreissenidae
Product: transient receptor potential cation channel subfamily M member-like 2
Exons: 14
Coding region: 1-1740 (579 amino acids)
Biological process (GO): calcium ion transmembrane transport
Molecular function (GO): ligand-gated calcium channel activity
Source: RefSeq, a predicted model, not a curated record